UGGAGCAGAGACUCAUCCAAACAUGAAGGAAGGUGCACCCUGAGGGAUUGAGGACUGAUCAAAGCCAUUCCACUGUGGCUCUGGUGGGUUGUUUAGGGUCAGAGUCCUGCUGGAAGCUGAACAUCCACCUUAUGUGUUCAGGGUGUUGUGCAGUGUUAUUUCUCCACACAUUUUACAAGUGGGCCAAAAAGUAACAUUUUGCAUCAUUUGACCAGAGCACCUUCUUCCAAACAGCUUGCUUCAAACUUUGAACAGUUUGUGAUAAGCCGUCACUGAUUUAGUUAUGGCUUUCUGUUAAAGACUUUCUUUUUGCUGCUCUUCCAUAAAGACCCGGGGCCCAUAUUUUAAAGAUUCUCUGUCCUCUCAGAAGAGCUGCUAACUUGGCCAGAAAAUUCCUGCCAGGGAGUCUGAUCUUCCGAAUGAUUCAGGUUGCUGCUGAGAGCAACUCUAAGCGAGGAGACGACAGAAAUUACUAUCUUGAUGGGGUAUUUCGCUCUGCAACAUGCUGCCUUGGGACUGAGCGUGUCCAGGCUCUCAGGCGUUGAAUGAAGCAUCUUCCAGGGAGACAAGAGGACCAGCGGCAGCUAGAGAAGUGAGCAGUGGGGCCGAAAUCUCGCCUGCUGUGGCAGAGUCUCAGACUCUGUGUAAAUCAUCCUCAUGCCACUUGUAAAUAAUAAAGUUGGUGAUGAUUGCACAGCGAGCAACGACAAGGCUUUGGCUGAUGGAAAGGGUUUGGUGGAUUCUUUGAUAAAGGUUGUGGCUUGUUACCGGCAUUUAGCCUCGUGCGUUGGUGGGUGCACAGACUCCCUGCAGCUCCGCGAUGAGCUGCGUCAAACAAGAGAAAAAUCCCAAAAGUUGGCUGAGGACAUCUGCCAUCACCUGACCUCACAUCUCCGGGACAAGAGCCUGCCUGAGGGACAGCGGAAGGAGAUGGAGCUCCUCUGGGUGGCCUUCUCCUCCUGUCUAGAGCUCCUACACAUCGACAUGUGCAAAGUUUUAAACAUGAGCAGCAUUUUCUCACUAGCUGACACUGCGUCACUUGUGCACACUGGCCUAGAAGGUGGAUGCAGUGAGGUAGCGGCUCGGGCUCUAAGUUUGCCAGACCUAAACCAGGCUCAGACACAAACUAUCCCUGCCGGCCUUGAGAGCCAGGAACGCAGCACCAUGGAGCUAGAGAUUGAUCAAAUCAACCGCAUGAUUGAUGACAUGGAGUUGAAAGUCAACGUGCUGCGCUGGAUGGUGGAGUCCCAUGGGCCGCAGUAUGCAGACCCGCUCAGCAGCACAGACAGCGCCUCCAUGGCUCUGCUUUCUAUAGACGAGGAGCAACAGGCCCCCAGAUCUCAGCCUCUAUGCCAGCGGAGCCACAUAUUUGUGCUCUUACUGCUGUUUGGUGUUAUUUUUGUAGCAGCCACUUUAUCUCUCUGUAUUUUUCUUUUCUCAUGAGCACAACCUUAAUGAAUUCAACUAAUUCAUCUUUUUCUGUAAAACAUUCUCAGUAAGACUGUAAAACAGAAAGGUUUGCAUGUACAGUAGUUUUGCCUUUGCAUUUAUUUAUUUUCUGAAAGCGACAAAGUUACUCAUUAGCACCAGACCUAAUCUGGAUGCAAGCUAGUAUUCGUUUCUGUGUAGUAAAUUUAAAUGUGUCAUAUGCUUUUCAUAUUUAAAGUAGCUAUAUAAGCACACAUCUUCUAGUUAGGAUUUGUUUUAUAUACUGAAAUUAAUCUAGACCCGAUGAGUGGUGCAUUCCCCUUUUAUACUCUGCUGAUUAUAUUUAUGAGAUCCAAGUUGGAAAAAAAAAAUCAACUGGAACGCCUCCUGAAGUCGAAUAUCCCUGAACAACCGUGACCUUAGCAUCCGAUAUGGCUGCUCAUAGUUAAAGUAAACAAAUUAUUUGCAGUUCGGACGACAUAACACUGUAAUAUGUUUGUGAAAAUGUUCCUCUAGUGUUUGAAUGAAAUGCUUUAUUAGCUUGCGUGGCUAAUAACUGUUAGCCUGGUUUCUAAAGCUGCAUUCUAUUUGUUCUCAAGUGGCAUUUUCUGGAUUACUAGUUGAAAAUACAUCAAGAAUUUCUAUAAAGUCUGAAUUGAUGUGUCACUAACAAUUCAAAAUACAACAUGGCUGCUAGGGAUGCAUGAAUUUGUGAACAUUGCAGAUAAAAACAAGCUGUUGAUGAGAACUUUUGACAGUUUAUGUCUCAUUAAACCUUUGGUACACAUAGAACUGUAAAAAGUCUUUUUUCUGAACAUUGUUGCCAGCUCAUGUUGCUGCUAGUAGUUGGUACCAAACCAAUGAGCAAGCUUCACUGGUUUUCCAACUUGCAACCAGAACACACUGAACUUGGGUGUAGCAUCACUCUCAGGUCGAGCUCUGGCUCUCGACACAAACUGAACACAUCAUAGGCAUAGCAACCUAUCACACAGAUUUUUACAGUACAUUUGACUGCGACUUCAUUCCCAGAUCAAAUUUCUUAUUUUCAGUGGAAUUGGACCACAGGAUUAGUUUUACAAAGAAAGAAAGAAAGAAAGAAAGAAAGAAAGAAAGAAUAUUCUGAACAUCCUGCUUGGUUUGUGAUACAUGAAAGAAAUACAAAAAGUUAGAAAGACAGUUAUAUUUUCUUGUUGCCAAUGUAAGAACAUAGGUGUUUAUGCUUGGUAGAGGAUGUAAUAGAUUUAUUAUCUAUUUUGUAUACGAUAUGAACUCUGAAGGAUCAUGAUAUAAAUACAUUUACUGUGAAUUAUAACACUAUCAGGUUUGACAAAACUCUUUAGAUCUUGUUCUAACCAAUUUCAUUAAAAAGUACUCUAAUUUAAAUUG
Girardinichthys multiradiatus is the source of this 2814-nucleotide messenger RNA. Its product is annotated as regulator of G protein signaling 9 binding protein. The record is from RefSeq and is a predicted model, not a curated record. The coding region runs from base 658 to 1443 and encodes 261 amino acids. The transcript has 4 exons. Lineage: Eukaryota; Metazoa; Chordata; Actinopteri; Cyprinodontiformes; Goodeidae. Gene Ontology annotation, biological process: G protein-coupled receptor signaling pathway. Gene Ontology annotation, cellular component: neuron projection.